AUGCAGGACCCAGCAGAGGGAGAGUUCAUGAGGGCCUGCCUUGAGGUCACCACACUCGUCACCAGCCUCCUCCGGUAGCAGAGCAGGAUGAGGCCUGUCUCACCCCAGGAAAUCGAGCGCAUGGUCAGACAUCAUGGCAAGUUCAGCACCAUCCAGAUGCAGCUGAAGCAGAGCACCUGUGAGGCCGUGAUGACCCUGUGCUCACAGUUCCUCGAUGCCAGGCGUAACUGGUGGAAUUUCAGCAAGCAGGCCACACAAGUGCUGAAUGAGUAUUUUUAUUCCCAUUUGAGCAACCCUUACCGCAGUAAAGAAGCCAAAGAAGAGCUGGCUAGGAAGGGUGGCAUCACAGUCUCCCAGGUCUCCAGCUGGUUCGGCAACAAAAGAAUCUUGUAUAAAAAGAACAUGAAGUUUCAAAAAGAGACUUCCAUUUACAUGGCUAAAACGGGAGCAGACACCACCAAAGUCGGGGGUCCAGGGAGGCAGGCCAGCUACCCAUCGAUGCCCAGGUCCAGUUUCUCUGGUCCCUCCCCACUGACUAGCACGAAGGACGUGCUUAUCACCCUGCAGACAGUGGCCUCUCACUGGCCUGCCCCUGGGGGAGACAGCCUGUGGUCUCAGGUUGGUGGAGCCACCUCGGAGCACAGCUCUGUGGGGCCCACUCUGCAAAGACCUGAGUCCUUCACUCCCCCUCCCAGGACCCGAUAA
Molecule: messenger RNA, 705 nt
Organism: Equus quagga
Lineage: Eukaryota; Metazoa; Chordata; Mammalia; Perissodactyla; Equidae
Gene: PBX4
Product: PBX homeobox 4
Biological process (GO): neuron development; eye development; brain development
Cellular component (GO): nucleus
Molecular function (GO): DNA-binding transcription factor activity, RNA polymerase II-specific; RNA polymerase II cis-regulatory region sequence-specific DNA binding
Source: RefSeq, a predicted model, not a curated record